Molecule: messenger RNA, 689 nt
Organism: Synchiropus splendidus (mandarinfish)
Lineage: Eukaryota; Metazoa; Chordata; Actinopteri; Syngnathiformes; Callionymidae
Gene: pfdn4
Product: prefoldin subunit 4
Exons: 5
Coding region: 16-492 (158 amino acids)
Biological process (GO): protein folding
Cellular component (GO): prefoldin complex; cytoplasm
Source: RefSeq, a predicted model, not a curated record
AUCAGCAGAGAAUCAAUGCUGAUCGAGGCGCUGUGGGUACAGAGCCGAUUUGACGGUCGCUCUUUCUGCAGCGAGGAAGAAGUAGAGAUGGCAGCUACUGUGAAAGGAGCGAACGAAGAUGUCAACGUCACAUUUGAGGACCAGCAGAAAAUCAAUAAAUUUGCCAGGAACACAAGUCGAGUGACUGAGCUGAAGAAUGAAAUCAAAACAAAAAAGAAAACACUGCAGAACCUGCAGGAUGCCAGCGAUGACCUGAUGAUGCUGGACGACGACGUGGAGGUGAUUCCCUACCAGAUUGGCGACACGUUCAUUAGCCACAGCCAGGAGGAGACGCAGGAGAUGCUGGACACGGCCAAGGAAACUCUGGAGCAGGAAGUGAAGAGCCUGGAGGACCGCGUGUCGUCGAUACAGCAGGUACUGGGCGAGCUCAAGGUGCAGCUCUACGCCAAGUUCGGAAACAACAUCAACCUGGAUGCGGACGACCCUGAAUAGUGGGAACGGACACUCAGACUUUUUCUUUCACUCCACUUUUGCGCCACAAGAAUUACGCAAAACGUUCCCCACAAUGGUUGGUGUGGACAUGGAGUUCGGGACACUCAUGCAGACGACAGUCAAGUCCUCUGGAACAUUCAGCCAUCAUGUUUAAAUGUUCAACUAAUAAUCUCAAUAAAAACACCACUGAAGAAGAA